AUGGUGUUGCCGCCAGAAGCCGAGUACAAUCGCAGCGAAUACAAGCGCGACACCAAGUACAUCGCUGGAUAUCUUUUGAAGGCUUCCCGGAAAUGCGGGUUUGUGCCGACGCCUUCUAACAACAACUCUUACAAUCAUGAGAUUUGCGAAUGUGACUUUGAGCCAAUGGCUCAAUGUAUCGUGGACAAUCCACAAAAGACAUCUAUACCUUCGUUUAUACGUACAAUCCUAGUUCGGGCUAUUCGAUUUCGGCGGGAGGUGACAGCCUGGUAUCGCCUCAAGAGCUGCGAUACAAACGCGGAUCAGCAGCAUGAUGCUUUCUCUUCGCGCCUCCAGAGGACACUGGAUAUUCUGCGACCGCAUAUACCCAAGCCGGACAAUGAAAAAACGAAUGGCAAAACCGCUUCCUCGACGACGACCGCACUAGAACUAGGCUUCUCCAAACUGGCUUUGCAGGAUACCAGCGAGGACGAUGAGGAGUCUAUUGAACAGCCCGUGAUCGUAGAAGACUUGCCUUCUGUCCCGGCAGUAGAUAUUAGCUUGGACGAGGCGAAUGUAGAGGAAAACUUCUUCCUCGACAUCAAAAGCUUCGUAAGGGACAUGCAAUCUAUUCGGAAGUAUGUCUUGGAUCGAUGGACAGGAAAGUCCGAUCUGAUGACCAAAGCGUUCGUCACGAACACCGCGAUCGCAAUCGUGCGACAGAAAGAAUACGAGUUCGACCAAAGUCUAUCACGUCCGCCUCAGUACCCGGCGAAGGAUUUUCCUGUCUGGUGCCUACCUGCUUUGCUCCUUUUGAGAGAGCUCUAUCCAGAGAAACUUGGGGAUAAGAUCGGCCUCAAAAGAUUCAUCGAGCCUUCUGAUAUGGUGGGAACCUCCGGCGCAAAAUCUCGACUUUGCUUCUACCCUGUGUACAACGGCCUGAAAUUGCUCCUCAACACCAUUCAGUGGGCUCCUAGAUCGCAACACCUAGCGGCGUUUUUGGUGCACAAUCUUAGGGAGGAGCACCAGGAUCGAGACAUUCAUCCUCACGUUUUCGGUGCGCGAGAUAUGGCUUCAGUGCUUUACGUUCUCAACCAAGUUUCGUUGAAUUUACAUAACAUACCGGAGGAUGAAUUAACCCGCGGCAUUCGAUACAUGGAUAAGGAAGAUGCAAUACCUUUUUGGCUCACCUUUGCUAUGCAGAUCCAACUCGAAAUCAAUGAUCUUCCGAAGGAUUCCGUGGGUAACCCGCUCGAGGAUUUACGACGAGAAGUGACAACGGCGUCCAUACUUGUUCAAGAAAUCAAGACGCAUCCUAACAGUCUUGUCGACGUCCAUAGAGGCAAAGACUUUGAUUCGCUUGAGGGGCUCAUAUUAGACCUCAAAACGGGAUUCUUCGAUGACCAGAUUACUCUGCUUCUACAAGGAGUCCUCUUCCUCCUCUGCAGCGACAUUCUCCGGGACAUCCUGGACAUGUUUCGUAGCGACCCUGUUUUCGAGAACGACUUCCUGAAAGAACAGAAUAAGCCCACUCUCUCUCUGACUAUCGUUCUCCGAAUCCUGACCCUUGCCGCCAACGAAAUUAAACUACGCAAGCGCCAGCCAAAUCUCCCAGCGAAGAGAAUGGACCAGCUACGUGAGGUCUUCAACAUCAUGCAGAAGCACUACAUGCGUCCCAUGGAAACUACACCAGACGAAAAGACAUGGGCGGGCGACGUCUGCAUUGCGGAUCUAGUGAACACGGAAAAGGAACCCCAGAUCGGCGAAUACUGGAGUGCAGCGAAUUUCUUCAGUGGCCGCGACAUAUUCGCCCACGGUGGGCGUCGCAUUGACCCAAACAAUCUGGGACCUGCUGCUGCUGAGAAUUUGUACAAGAAUUGGGACUUUGGCGGGAGUAAAGAGGAGAGCAGGAUGUUCAACGCCCUCUCUAGGUUUCAUGCUGGACGGGGCGAGAGGGCGAUCGUGAGUAGAGCUCUGGAGGGGCGCUACGGAUAG
This is a messenger RNA of Alternaria viburni, 1974 nucleotides long. RefSeq lists its product as uncharacterized. NCBI's taxonomy places the organism in Eukaryota, Fungi, Ascomycota, Dothideomycetes, Pleosporales, Pleosporaceae. The transcript has 2 exons. The record is from RefSeq and is a predicted model, not a curated record. The coding region runs from base 1 to 1974 and encodes 657 amino acids.